AUGAUAUCACUGAGAAAGCAAUUGAUUGUGGCAAGUGUUGUGAUUCUUGUGACGCAUUGUGAUGGCAAUAGGAAUUGCCUGACACCAACUGGUGAAUCCGGAGAGUGUAUUGAAUGGUCAAAGUGUCCAAAUAUUUACAAUAUUCUGGCCGAUAGACCACUCAACAUGCCAAAUCGGGCAUAUUUUGCCUCAUCUCUCUGUGCUAUCCAAAGUGACAAAGUAUUUGUCUGCUGCCAGAGCCAUCAAGAUGUGCAAACAACUGGAAAAAACUGCUUUACACCUGAUCAAAAAUCUGGGAAUUGUGUUUAUCUUAAUGAAUGCCCUUCAAUCUACGAUAUACUCCUUCACAAAAGACCACUAACUCCAGAGGAUCGAAUGUUUAUGAGCAGAAGUCAAUGUGGAUAUGAAAAUGGAAAGUAUAUGGUCUGUUGUCCAGAUGAGGAAAAUCUCUUGCCAAAGCCUGGAUUGGAAUGUGGAAGUCUAACAAUGGGAAAUUAUGUGUAUGGUGGUGAGAGGACUCUAAUUGAUGAAUUUCCCUGGACAGUUUUGUUAGAAUAUCAAAAACCAAUGAAUAAGACUGACUUUCACUGUGGAGGAAUACUCAUCAGCAACCGAUAUGUCUUAACAGCAGCUCACUGUGUCAAGGGAAUUCAUUUACCAGAAACCUGGACACUGAUCAAAUGUCGCCUCGGGGAAUGGGAUCUUGCUACAGAUCCUGAUUGUGAUGAAGAUGACUGUGCACCUUCUCCUCAAGAUAUCCCCGUUGAGGAAGUAAUUCCACAUUCAGAAUACAAAUCCACUUCUAGAAAUCAACUAAAUGAUAUUGCCCUUAUAAGGCUCCAAUACCCAGCCACUUUGGGGGCUUUUGUUCAACCAAUUUGCCUUCACCGGGAAAUGAAACCAAAUCCCGGGAUGAAGGUCAACGUGGCUGGAUGGGGAAGGACUGAAAAUGCUGCAUUUAGCAAUCUUAAACUUAAGGUACAGCUCACCUAUGUCUCUCCCCUGAUUUGCAAUAUCGUGUACAAAAGGGAAGAUGUCAGCAUCACGAGAAAUCACCUUUGUGCAGGUGGUCAAAAGGAUAAAGACAGCUGCAAAGGGGAUUCUGGAAGUGCACUCUUUGCAAUGGCAAAUUCAACUGAACAUCGUCCAUAUUGGUUUUGUGCGGGAAUUGUGUCUUUUGGACCAUCUAUUUGUGGUCUUGAUGGAUGGCCAGGAGUUUAUACAAAUGUACCAUCUUAUUACAAUUGGAUCAGAGGGAAUAUUCGACCGUAA
Molecule: messenger RNA, 1272 nt
Organism: Phlebotomus papatasi
Lineage: Eukaryota; Metazoa; Arthropoda; Insecta; Diptera; Psychodidae
Product: serine protease easter-like
Exons: 1
Coding region: 1-1272 (423 amino acids)
Biological process (GO): proteolysis
Molecular function (GO): serine-type endopeptidase activity
Source: RefSeq, a predicted model, not a curated record